ACUGUAUGGUUAACACUACAAAUCAAACACCGAAGUGCCGCUACUCUGUCGCUUAUUUAAGCUGCUGCUGCUCUUCUCCAAAGAGCGGUGUAAGGAGAGCUUCCUCAACCUGCAGCCAUGCCGGAAGAUGGUAAAAGCAUGAAGGUGAGAGUGGAGAGGUCAAAGAUCGUCAAGCCUUUACACAAAGGUGAGCCGACUUCCACCUGUCUUCAUGUACCCUUGAGCGUCUUCGACAAGAUCACCUACGACACCCACAUGGCCGUCAUCUACGCCUUCCGGCCGCCCACCCCCUCGAACACCGACAUCGAGAAGGGGCUGGCCACUGUGCUCUCCGAGUACCGGGAGUGGGCGGGGCGGCUCGGGGAGGACGCCCGAGGCGAACCUGUGGUCCUCCUUAACGACGCCGGUGCGCAGGUCUUCCAGGCGUCGUCGGACGCGCCGCUCGACGUGGCUGGACUUCUUAAGCCCUCGCCGGCUCUGCUGACCCUGCAUCCGGGGAUACAGGGGGUGGAGGAGCUGGUGCAGGUGCAGCUCACGAGGUUCGCCUGCGGAAGCCUAGUCGUGGGAUUCACGGCGCACCACCUGGUGGCCGACGGCCACGCCGCCAGCAAAUUCCUGGUCGCGUGGGGCGCCGCGACACGGGGCCUUCCUAUCCACCCCAUCCCCUUUCGCGGCCGCUCCGCCUUGUUCGUCCCUCGCGAACCACCUCGCGUCGAGUUCCAGCACCGGGGAGCGGAGUUCACCACCAAGAAGAUGUUCAACGCCAAGGACGACCCCCUAAAGGACGACAUCGUCGUCCACAAGGCGCACUUCACCAAGCCCUUCCUGACCGCUCUCAAGACCAAGGCUUCGCUGGGGAGCAAGAGGCAGUACAGCACGUUCGAGAGCUUGGUAGCCCACUUAUGGAGGGUCAUCAGCAAGGCUCGCGGACUCGACGAGCGCACCACCAGCGACGUCCGCAUCUCCGUCGACGGCCGCAGGAGGCUGAGCCCCCCGGUCCCGGACGAGUACUUGGGCAACCUGGUGCUGUGGGCGUUCCCUCGCACGCAGGUGGGGGAGCUCAUCAACAGCCCAUUACAGUACGCGGCGGCGCUCAUUCACGAAGGCAUCGAGAGGGUGGACGACCGGUACUUCAGGUCGUUCAUCGACUUCGCGAAAUCGGCGGCGGUGGAGGCGGAGGGUCUGGUGACGACGGCGGACAUGAACGAGUGGGUGGUCAGCCCCAACUUGGAGGUGCACAGUUGGUUGAGAUUUCCCUUCUAUGACGUGAACUUUGGCGGUGGGACUCCUUUCUGCUUCAUGCCGACCUACUCACCAGUGGAGGGGAUGCUGGUCCUGCUUCCAUCCACGGUUGGAGAUGGAAGCAUCGAAGUUUACGUGCCUCUCUUCAACCACAACUUGGCCACCUUCAAGCACCUCUGUUGUUUACUCGACUAAUUUGUCACAGGUUUCAACAGGUCGUAUGUGGGUGGGAGAUUUCUGAGGAAACAUGCAUGGCGUUAGAAAGGGAAAGGGACAAAGAGAGCAUUCAUAAGAUAUGCUGAGAAAAGCAGCAGGGAAGAAGACUAAGACUUGCAGAUAAUGUUUGGUCAUGUAUACUUUACUUUAUGCAUGGUAGGGCAUGCAUAUGUGCUUGAUAAUGAAUAGUGCUCAAUUAAGUUGAUGGAAUUGAA
Molecule: messenger RNA, 1673 nt
Organism: Musa acuminata subsp. malaccensis (wild Malaysian banana)
Lineage: Eukaryota; Viridiplantae; Streptophyta; Magnoliopsida; Zingiberales; Musaceae
Product: agmatine hydroxycinnamoyltransferase 1-like
Molecular function (GO): acyltransferase activity, transferring groups other than amino-acyl groups
Source: RefSeq, a predicted model, not a curated record